Molecule: messenger RNA, 966 nt
Organism: Ostrinia furnacalis (Asian corn borer)
Lineage: Eukaryota; Metazoa; Arthropoda; Insecta; Lepidoptera; Crambidae
Product: pancreatic lipase-related protein 2-like
Exons: 5
Coding region: 1-966 (321 amino acids)
Biological process (GO): lipid catabolic process
Molecular function (GO): lipase activity
Source: RefSeq, a predicted model, not a curated record
AUGCAUUCAAACUUUUGCAAGAAUAUUGCUGUUGAUAGGAGAGCAGGUCCAAUUGCAUCUUUAGCUGUAGCUGGUCCAAUCAGUAGCUCAUCAUCAUCAUCAUCCAGUCGAUUCGUUGAAAUUCCAGUGGAAUGGGAUGGAACUCAACUUGAAGAGUUGGGAGCAAAACCACAAUCCAAGAAAUCGGAAAGAGCGAAAAGAAGUGUUGAUGUUAACCGAUACUUACUAUACACCAGACAAAAUCCAGAUUCUGCGCAGCGGUUGGAGCUUGAUGAUGAGGACUCAGUUUUGUCUUCCAACUUCGAACCAAAUGACCCAACAGCUGUGCUUAUACACGGGUUUCAAGGUCAACCAAGCCAGGGCCUCGGAUCUUUGGUGACCAAAGCUCUCUUACAAAAGAGAAACACCAACGGCAUAGUCGUAGACUGGAGGUGGCUGUCCAGUCUUGACUACGUCACAGCAGUAGUGUCAGUGCCAUCAGUCGGGAGACAUAUUGGUCAAUUCUUGGAUUUCCUGAAUGCAUUGACGGGAACACCUUUUAGUUCUGUGCACCUGAUUGGACAUAGCUUGGGAGCUCAUGUGGCUGGAAACGCUGGAAAGGAGCUGGAAGGAAGAGUUGCAAGAAUCACUGGCUUAGACCCAGCUGGCCCACUAUGGGGUCUCAACCCUUACCGCCUAAAGCCAUCCGACGCAGUAUACGUAGAAGCUAUACACACCGACCUUGGAACGUUUGGUACAUCAGAGAACGCAGCUGAUGCAGACUUCUACCCUAACGGAGGUUCUAAGCAACCAGGAUGCUUCACUGCUUUAUGCGAUCAUAGCAGGUCCUAUGAGCUGUUUGCAGCUUCUAUCAAUAAUGAUAAUUUAGUUGGAAAGAAAUGUUCGGGACUGACUCAAAUGAAACUGGAUUCUUGUAGAGGAAGCGAGCUGCCUUUGGGCAAUGAUGAUUUGCAGAAGACUGGGUGA